UGAAGCUGCCCGUGGGUUGGCCCUGGGCCCACAGAUGUCCACAGCAAGCGUUGCUGGUCGCGCAGUGGGGCCUGUCACUUCAGAAGGGUCUUGUCAGAACGGCACCCACAUAAGCCAGCAUCAGUGCGAAGAAGGUGAGUCCACCACAGGCAACUUUGUGGCUGCGAAGAAGCAGAAUUUGAAGCAAACAAACCACGCAUCUGGAGUCUGCUUGAUGGGCUCGAGGUGGAAGUCUUCAUGACACUGCUGAUGAGACGAUGGGUGAAGAGUGUCAUUUGCGCCGCCUCUUCCAAUCGCUUGAGUGUGAAACACUUCCUGGGCAAAGAGGAGCACCAGGUUCCAUUGAAGCGGGACAGCAGCAGACUUUGGCCGGCAGGGGCAGAUGGGGCAGAUGGGGAGGAAGACCGCGAGCACCUUGAGGCAUGGUGCCGCCGAUUUGCAGAGGAGUGUGAAGCGAGUGCCGCUGGAUCUGACCUGGAAGAUUCGGAAGCGUUUCUGCAUCCAACGCACUCAAAUCGGCUGCUUGUGAUUAACUCCGAAGGUGAAGCCAAGAUACUGAGGAGUUGUGCCGACCAGUGGCGAGCAAAGGCAAUUGGAGCUGGAGUCGGCACCAUGACCGUCGUCGUACUGGUUGCCUGGCUUCUCUUGAGAGGCAGCACAGGAGGUUCAGACAUCUUGACCUUCAAUGAGGUGAGCCACGGCAGCCACGAGCAGGAGAUGCAAGGCAGAAUCCAGGCGAGCGAGGCCAUGAAGCAGAGAGAAAGCUGGGAGAGCAUUUACAGGUAUAUGCACCCAACAAGGACGGUGGAUUCCACCAACAAUGCCAGCGACUGGUCGACUCCCCUCACGACCGCAACAACUCCAACGACCACUCCGACCACUCCGACCACCACGCCCACCACUCCCACCACAACCAAAGGACCCACAGCUCGUCCAAGCGUGACUCCGCCUGUCGCGAGCUAUGCCAACAACUAUGUCUCCAACAAUCCACUGAGGAUUCCAGUAUAUCCUCAACGGAGCCAGAACUAUUUCAUCAUCAUUGGCGACUGGGGAAAAGCUGGUGGGCCUGGCACCUGCCAGUUUGCAGUGGCUGGGAAGUUGAAGAGCUUCGUGGAAAACCAGAAGAAGGCAGGCAAGAACCUGCUGUUCAUAGCAUCGGUUGGUGACAACUUCUACUGGACUGGAGUUACGCCAGAGGCAUGGCAUGAAGAUUGGGAAGUGCCAUAUGGGCCAAAUGACCCAAACUCUCCGCUGUUCCAGAUUCCAUGGCUGGCCAUUUAUGGAAACCAUGAUUUUGGAGAACAUGAUCCUUAUGCCUUUUGCCCACAUGUGUUCCCCAACACCUUUGUCGGAAGCCAGGCAUACUCAGGCAGCCAACUGAACAAGGAACGCAAUCCCAAGAGGCCUGACAGUACCAGGUCCUUUUGGAUGCCGGAUUACAACUAUCACUACGAAAUCCCAGAGGCAAAUGUGGAGGUCAUAGCGCUUGACACCAAUGCGAAAAUCGACCCCAACCAAAUCGCUGGCAACGCGAAGGCCCGGGGUCUUGCCGAUGCGUUGUGCGGAGGCCGUGAUGUCUCUCAGAACUUCCUAGAGGCACUGGCCAAGGCCGGCGAGGCCCUUGUGCUCGAGAGGGCCAAGCUUAGCACUGCGACCACCAUCCUGAUGAUACAGCACUAUCCUGGCUGGUGUCCACGUGCAUUGUUUGAGAAUGUGGGUGCCUCAGGACAGCAUUUUUUGGCUUAUGAGGCUGUUACGGCCACAACUGCAGAGAUCGAGGAGCUGAUGCGAGAGGCGGAUGCCAACCGGGACGGUCAGAUCGACUACGAGGAAUUUUGCAACUGGUUGAUGAUCACCAACCGUGGAGUCAUGCACAGGAAGGUCCAAGAGUCGUUAAGUACUUCAGCUGAUGUGGUGAGGGCUUCGUUCCGCGCCUGGGAUGCCAACGGCAACGGCUUGAUCUCUCAGGCCGAAGUUCAGAAAGUCUUGCGGGAGGCCUGCGGCUUGACCCAGAAGGAAUGCGAAAUUCUGGCCAGUGUGAUGGACACCGAUGAUGAUGGUCAAAUAGACUACGAUGAAUUCGUUGCGUUCCUAUACCCGCCUGAACGCUGA
This is a messenger RNA of Durusdinium trenchii, 2112 nucleotides long. The record is from the annotation of a GenBank genome assembly. Lineage: Eukaryota; Dinophyceae; Suessiales; Symbiodiniaceae.